AUGGCUGCGGCGUCAAAAUGCGAACGCUUUAACGGAUUGCUCGUGUCGCAUGACAUCAACGAGAUCUACGAGUGGAACAGACGCGUUUGCCAGGGGCAAAUUCGCCGCCGUUCGCCGUGCCAUUCACAAGAACACGGGCUCCCAUUUCGCGGCAAGUUCUUGAAGCGACGCCGACGCGCACAGAGCAGCGACAAGGAGAUCAAACACGAGAUCGCCGUCCUAAUACUCUGCGAGGGCGAGGAGAACAUUGUCAAUCUGAAUGCGGUGCACGAGACCCGUUCGGACACAGCCCUGCUGCUGGAACUGGCCACUGGUGGCGAGCUGCAGACCAUACUGGACAACGAGGAGUGCCUGACAGAGCCAGGCCGCCACUGCAUGCGAGAGCCACAGAACAUUUUGCUCGCCGGCGAGCGUAUAGAAGAUGGCCUCAAGCUCUGUGACUUUGGGAUCUCGCGCGUUGUGUGCGAGGGCAUCAAUGUCCGCGAGAUGCCGGCACACCCGACUACGUGGCCCCGAGGUGCUCCAGUACAGCCGCUCUCCCUGCUGACGGACAUCUGGUCCGUGGGCGUUCUCACCUAUGUCUUGCUCUCCGGCUUCUCGCCCUUUGGCGGGGACACCAAGCAGGAGACCUUCCUCAAUAUCUCGCAGUGUGCGCUCACCUUUCCGGACAACCUAUUCGGUGGCGUCUCGCCAGUGGCCAUCGAUUUCAUACGCCGCGCAUUGCGAAUUAAGCCAAACGAUCGCAUGAGUGCCGCUGGAUGCUGGAACAUGUCUGGCUGA
Drosophila miranda is the source of this 780-nucleotide messenger RNA. RefSeq names its product death-associated protein kinase related-like. Gene Ontology annotation, cellular component: nucleus. Gene Ontology annotation, molecular function: ATP binding; protein serine/threonine kinase activity. NCBI's taxonomy places the organism in Eukaryota, Metazoa, Arthropoda, Insecta, Diptera, Drosophilidae. The record is from RefSeq and is a predicted model, not a curated record. Gene Ontology annotation, biological process: intracellular signal transduction; protein phosphorylation; positive regulation of apoptotic process. The coding region runs from base 1 to 780 and encodes 259 amino acids. The transcript is spliced from 3 exons.